Molecule: messenger RNA, 785 nt
Organism: Eupeodes corollae
Lineage: Eukaryota; Metazoa; Arthropoda; Insecta; Diptera; Syrphidae
Product: zinc finger and BTB domain-containing protein 46-like
Exons: 3
Coding region: 137-595 (152 amino acids)
Source: RefSeq, a predicted model, not a curated record
AUGGAUAAUGAGACGACCUCAGACUUCUUUUUUUAAAUUAAUUUUUAAUGUUUGCUAAAGAAAUUUAAUUUUAAAACUAAACAAUCAAAUAAAUGUAAGUGAACGUUAAGAGAAUAAACAAGAUUCGAUUUUAAUAAUGGAGGUAACACCCAUAAAUAAAGAUGCCCCAAAAAGCAAUAUCAAAACAAAAUCCGAAUACUCAGAUUCCUACAAAGAUGAGGAGGAGGAUGAUGAAGAUGGUGUUGUGGGGGGACUUCAAAUAAAUCUGCCAGUCGUUAAUUCCCUAAGCUCACUCAAAAUCGAAGUUAGGGGCUUUAAUGAUCUAAAUGUCGUUUGGCUAUCAAGCAUAAUGAAACAAUACGAGAACCAACUAUGGAUGAAACUUCAAACUGAUCAACGAAAGACAUUCAAAUGUUUAUUUUGUUCCAAAGUGCUUUAUCAUUUUUGUUCCCUUAAACAUCACCUUUUCAAUCAUUUAGAGAUUUUUCCGUUUAAAUGCUUUGCAUGUAACAAAACUUAUACGAGUAAUAAAACUCUAAACAAACAUACUCGAUCUAAGCAUACGACUAAUAACAAAUCAAAAAGGACUCAUUAGGCUGGAUAUUGACUUGACGAUAAUUUAUUUAUAUUUUUAUUUUUAUUUACUAUUUACUUGUUAUUUUGUUUUACUUUUUUUUUUCUAUGAAAUGGACAAAAUUUAUUUAUUUUUUAAUUUUAAGAAAUAAAGAGAAUGCUUUUGUUUAUUUUUUUUUAUUCUGCGUGGACAAAUAAAAAAUGCUAUUUUU